UUCUCCCUCUCUUCUUUUUUAUUUAAAAUGACAAAAGGCGAAAACAAACUAAAUUGUGGAUAACAUGGAUUUUAUGCAAAUUCAACGUUUUCUGAUUCAGACCUUUUUAUAUUCGCAGCGUUUUUAAACGAAUUCAAAAUGGUCGCUAACUGCCUUAAGAAAUCUGUCAAAUAAGGCAGGGAAUAAAGCAAAUUGUGAAACUAAUGCACCCCUAACUAAAAUAUAUAGUUUAAAUAUCUAAACCUAAAUCCAAAAUCUAAACUAGAGAAAUUACAGAAUACACAAUUCAAAAGUAAACUCUCAAUAUAUAAGCACAAAUCCUAAGCAUUUCCGUCAUGAUUCACAUAACAAGACAAUAAAAACGGUGACAUUUAGAAAUUCCUGAUAAAAUCCCCACACAGUUGCGCAUUUUCUCAGUGAGCAAAUAACAAAUCAGAGCUCCGAGAGACAUGCAAAUUAAAUAAAUUAAAAAAACCCAAAGUCUAUAAACGCAAUAAGAAACAACAAAUAAAAGGCCGAGUUCACCGCAGAAUUCUCAGAAAAUCCCUCAAAACUGUGCUACUUAAAUAUAAAACGAGGACGCAAACGAAUUGCAAACAAAAUACUGAAACAUACCAGCUAAAACACAUUUUCAAAUUUUCCAAUUUCGAAGCAAUAACGAAAAUUAAUUGGAAAAUUGCGCAAAAACAAGUGAAGAGCGAAAAAGUGCGUAAAAAAAAGCAACGUCGCGUAAAAAACAAGUUCUAAAUAUAGACCAAAAUGUGUCGCGUCUAAAAAUUGACGCAGAGUGUGGCGCAAACAACAUAAGCAAACAACUAAACACAAAAAAAACGCAGACAAAUAAAGCACCAACAAUAAAAACCACACGCAAACUAAAAACAAAUUAAGGCUUUAUCUCCCUAUCCCUUUCUAAAGUCUGUUGUGUGCGUGUGCGCAGUGUUUGUGAGUUUACCGUUAUGAAUCAUCCAGCUGUUUGCGCAGCGUUAUAAUCUGCGCAAAAAGAAACAUUUCUCGAACUUUUUGUCGAGAAAGAAAAACUGAUUACUAAACAAUUUAUUUUAUUAAUUUAAGUGUGCUGUAUUUGUGUACGUGUAGUCGGACUUACAUAAAAAGAGAUCUACAUAAGCCGAAAAAAAUGAUUACAUAGUAAAUGAAAAGUAAUAUACAAAGUGCUAAAUGAAAGAGAAUGAGACCCAGUCGACAGGACCUAAGAAGACGAUGUUGAUUGAGUGCAUUUCGCGUGACAUUCCCUGAGAGUUUUCUUCCGAAAGCGAAAGAAGCAAAGCUCAAAAAGAAGAGCCCGGCUUUAUAAAGCUGUGUACAUAUAUCAAGAGAAUCGGCGGAGAGGCGUGGCAAAUGAACUUCAAUCCGGCCAGCGUUGUAGCCGCCGCAGCAGCAGCCGCACAUCAUCAGACGUCGCAUCAUCACCAUCCGUAUUUGAGCCAGACGACGACCGCCCAACAACAACAACAGCAACAGCUUAUCCCGCUGCCGAUCGGCGGUGGAGCUGGUGGUUUACCAGUGAUAAGUGGUGGUGGCGAUACCUCGCCCAAAAUCAUGGAGUGGACCAACGACGAUGCCCUCGAACUGAUCGAACAAUAUCGCUGUCACACGGAACUCUGGAAUCGUGCCGAUCCCAAGUACAAGGAUAAACUAUGCCGAUUUCGGGCUUGGUCGGAGAUAGCCGAGCGUUUCGGUUGCAGCAAGGCGGAGGUGGAGCGGAAAAUGAACGUGUUGCUAACCCAAUAUCGGCGGGAGAAGCACAAGAUGUUCGUCAAGAUAUACCAGGGCAUCCAGCCCAAUCCGUCCAAGUGGUAUGCCUUCAAACGAUUCGACUUCAUGGAGGCCGGUGGCGGUAGCCUAAGCGGCGGUUCCAGUGGAGCAGUAUCCAAUGUCUCGGGUGGUAAUUUGGUGCCCAAUCCGGUGUCCUCGUCGGCAGCCGCCGCCGCCCAUAAUGGGCUGAAUGGACUGGCCAUCGCUGCAGCGGCCUACGAAAGCGGUACGGUUGUGGCGGCGGGAAACGGAGGAGCACCAGCAAGUGGAGCCGGUGGACCGGGAGUACCUGGCUCCCAGCCCGCCAUGCAGCAUCGACGCAUCAAGACCAAAGAGCUGAAAUAUUUCGGAGCGAUGGGCCUCAAUAUCCCCAUGCUGAUAGCGAGCAGUCAGACGCUGGACAGUUGGAAUACGGCGGGUCAGUACUCGCCGCCGAUAUCUGGCUCCGGGGGCGGUGGCUCCGAGCGGGGAGGAAGUGUAGGGGGUGGUGGAGCGCCCCCUCAACAAUUGCGAGUCCCGCUGCCCAUGGGCUAUCAUGGCGGAACUGGCGGAGGAGGCGGUGGCAGCAGCAGCAGUGACUUCCAGCAGAGUCCGCUGAAAACCAUGGACACCUCGGACAAUGAGGACAACAACAAUACCAAGGAGGAUGUGGAUGCGGCAGCGGCGCUGGGACAACUGGCGGCCAAAUUGGAGCGACGUUCGCCGGCGGGCGGAGGAGGAGGUCCUGGCGGUGGAGGCGGUGGUGGAUCGAGUAGUAGAGACGCCAACGAUCUAGCCAGCGAUCCCAUGAAGUCGGAUAGGACAUUAAGCGAUGCCGGGAGCAGUCCCAUACCGAAUACCAAUAUGCACGAGGCGCACAAGAACCACCUGCUGAACAGUCCCGCCGCCGGAAGAGCGGUCACUCCGCGGCAGGCGCACGAGCAGAUGCACCACCAUCCGCACGCGCAGCACCACCUGCCGCAGCAGCAUCCGCAUCAGCAUCAGCAUCAGCAGCAGCAGCAGCAGCAGCAUGCAACACCGCAACUCCAUCACGGUCACGAAGAGCUGGCCAUCAAGCAGGAGUUGGACUACUUCCAAGCCAGCCAGUCGACUGGUGGUGGGGUUGUUGGUCCUGCCCCACCGCCACCGCCAGAAUCGCAUCGUUCCUAUAGUUCGGCGGGCGAGGAGAGCCGCCUUCAGUUGGUGGACAUGGCCCAGGAUCUGAGGGUGGCCCAGGCCAAGGCCAAUUUCGGUGCCUUCGUCCUGCCGCCGAGGGGCAGUGAUGCCAGCACACCCGCUAUGCCAUUAAAUAUGCGAAAGCUGACGGGUGCCGGGAGUGCGGGUCACAUGCUGAUGACCUCGCUGCUCGGCUCCCGGGAGAGUAUGUCCGAUGGCGAGGAACCCGAUCCGGAUAACGACGAAGCCACCGAAUCAGCGGCAAGUCCCGGACACAUCAAGAGCAGUGUUUCCGCCCAGGCGGCCGUUGCAGCAUCCGCCUUCUACGCCGAGUCCCUGAAUCGCGAUGAUUCCGAUUUUAUCGGAUCGAAUGUAUCGUUGAAACUGCGCGCCAUGGAUCGAACGCAACGGAUAAUCGCCGAGAAGCUGAUCAGCGAGGUGCUGUACUACGGGCAGUUCAAUGAGCUGGAACGCUCGGCCAGGAUCCAGCCCAAGUGACAGUGGCGCACCAAGAAGUGGACGACGACGAUGACGGCGAUGGGGAACGGAAGUAGUAGUGGGGCCGUGGGUCUGGGCAUCGGUGUGGGUUUGAACAGGAUCAGGCUGGGCAGGACAAUCCUCGCCCCGCAGCAUGGCAAGUGAAUUCCAUUUGAAAUAUACAAUAGUCAACAGAGAAAUACAGAUAAAAAAUACAUACAGAAACCAAUACGGAAAACAGUACAACUUAUUUUUAGUUUGGCCAGGACCGGGUUCACCAAUUUGUACAAAGCUUGGCAGAAGAAAAAAAAAAAAGGGGCAGCGUUACUUAGGCGAAGAGAAAGCGGUAAGAUAAAGAAGAAAGCUUGGAGUAAGGUACUUAUACGAUAAAAGGGAGAGAUGGAGAUGAUUUGGAGUGCAAAACAUAUUAAAGCUACUAAUAAAACCUAGAAGAAUUCGAUCAUAAAUACCGGAAAGGUGUAACUUCAAAAAUCAAAAUUAGUUUAAAUAUCAUAGGGUAACUAGUUAGUAUGAAAUAUAUUUAACAACUUAAAAAAAAGGACGGUUAUAUUUUUUAAAGUUUAAAUUCCUUUUUAAGGACUUCUUAAACUUGCAAUAUUUAUUUAAAAAAAAAACUAAAAUGCUUUUAAAUAUAAACUGCCACAAAGUGCAAUGUUAAAGUAAUAAUUUGUUUUUUUUUUAUAUUCGUUUUCUAUACAUGUGGCCAAAAAACGUUUCUAAGGAUUUUGUACUAUACAUAUAUUAUUUUUAUAUUAGUUUAAAGACCUCCAAUAUACAAGCAAAAUGUUUUUUAUCUGCCAUCUCUCCCUGAACGAAACACAAAAAGCAAAAUAGAACACAAACCAAAGUUACUUUCUAUUCUGUUCCGAGGGAUGCAUAAACAAUAGUUUAGAUUUUGUUCGAAACUUCAAUAUUAAACUACAUAGAUACUAGAUAGGUUAGAAUGGGUCUGGGAAUGGGGUCGUCGACACACCUGAGACAUCUAACUAGCAGAAUCUCAGUAUUACUUAUGAAAUACACUUUACAUAGACCAUAGAUAACCGCAAACAGCAAGGAUUCAAAGGAAGCGAAGCAUUUGCCAUUAAUUCCUUGGGGCCGAUCGUCCACUUCUGGGUGUUAUCUGGCUGCAGAUGUUCCAGCCCGAUAUACGUAGACCUCGCUCUAAACAAAAAAAAUACAGAGAGAGAAAAAAAGUAAGCAAAAAUAUUGUAAAGACAAGGAAAGGCGGCUGCUAAAAAGUCAAGCUCCAAUUUGGGCACCACUGAAACUCAAGUUCCCGAAGAGCUAACCGUUGAGAAAGGCACUUAUAAAAUCUGUAUGUUUUUGUAUAUAUAUCUUCAUAUGGAUAUACGUAUAUGUAAAUGGAUAACAAAAUAUAUAAAAUAUCAUUGUACCUUAUUUUGAAA
Molecule: messenger RNA, 4832 nt
Organism: Drosophila ficusphila
Lineage: Eukaryota; Metazoa; Arthropoda; Insecta; Diptera; Drosophilidae
Product: ell-associated factor Eaf
Exons: 3
Coding region: 1357-3426 (689 amino acids)
Source: RefSeq, a predicted model, not a curated record